AUGCCGCUUAUAUACGCCCUCAUUGCGAGGGGCAACGUAGUGCUAUGCGAGCACGCAGACAGCGACGGGAACUUCCCGACUGUCACGCGUCUUCUUCUUUGUCGACUCCCAACCGACAAACAGCGCAUGUCCUACAUAUACGGCAGAUAUGUCUUUCAUUACAUCGUGUGCGAGGGGCUUACAUUUUUGACGAUGGCCGACGAUAGCGCGGGAUUUGCUCUGCCAUUCGAAUUCUUGGAGGCUGUCAAACAACAGUUCCUCCCGCAGUUCAGCGAAGCAGCCAAAACCGGCAUUGCGUUGUCUCUACAGGGCAGCUUUGAGACUACCCUGAAGACAAUGCUUGACUCGUUCAACUCCCACCAGACUCUUGAUGAUUUCAGACAAAUCCGCACCCAGAUCGACGGAAUUCACUCGGUGAUGAUCGACAGCAUCGGGUUUGGAUUCAGGGUGAGCUCUGUGGGCUGCACAGACAAGAUUCUUGAACGCGGGGAGAGGAUAGAUCUGUUGGUAGAUCAAUCCGAGCAGCUGAACCAGGAAGCUGUAACGUUCCGACGGCAGGCCCGUCGCUUGAAAAACGCUCUUUGGUGGCGUAAUGCGCGAAUCGUUGCUAUGCUCAUCGGCAUUAUCUCUGUGCGUCUGCAGCUCUAG
Eimeria acervulina is the source of this 648-nucleotide messenger RNA. RefSeq lists its product as hypothetical. The transcript is spliced from 7 exons. The record is from RefSeq and is a predicted model, not a curated record. NCBI's taxonomy places the organism in Eukaryota, Apicomplexa, Conoidasida, Eucoccidiorida, Eimeriidae. The coding region runs from base 1 to 648 and encodes 215 amino acids.